Messenger RNA from Oryctolagus cuniculus (rabbit), 1315 nucleotides. RefSeq names its product protein FRA10AC1. Gene Ontology annotation, molecular function: phosphatase activity. NCBI's taxonomy places the organism in Eukaryota, Metazoa, Chordata, Mammalia, Lagomorpha, Leporidae. The record is from RefSeq and is a predicted model, not a curated record. Gene Ontology annotation, biological process: dephosphorylation.
GGUGGACUUGGCGUCGGGAAGAAGGACGGCGAUACUUGUGCCUUACUUGUUACUAGUUGAUUGUAAUUUUUGUUUGUUGAGGACAGAUUUGGGGGACACUGACGUCUCCGUUGUCGCGGUUCUCACGGCUCUUGUCAGUUGUUGAUUCGUAGCUCGAAAUGCACGGUCAUGGAGGCUAUGACUCUGAUUUUAGUGAUGAUGAACACUGUGGAGAAUCUAGCAAAAGGAAAAAAAGGAUUGUUGAAGAUGAUUUACUACUUAAAAAGCCAUUUCAGAAAGAAAAACAUGGAAAAGUGGCCCAUAAGCAAGUUGCAGCAGAAUUGCUGGAUAGGGAAGAAGCAAGAAAUAGAAGGUUUCAUCUCAUAGCUAUGGAUGCUUAUCAAAGGCAUACGAAGUUCGUAAAUGACUAUAUUUUAUACUAUGGUGGCAAAAAAGAAGACUUCAGACGUUUGGGGGAAAAUGACAAGACCGAUUUGGAUGUUAUACGAGAAAAUCAUAAAUUCCUAUGGAAUGAAGAGGAUGAAGUAGACAUGACGUGGGAGAAGAGACUUGCAAAGAAAUACUAUGAUAAAUUAUUCAAGGAAUACUGCAUAGCAGAUCUCAGUAGAUACAAAGAAAAUAAGGGCAACUGGCAUGGUGCAACUGGUGUGGUGGAGGCCCUGCUCCUGGCUUCCUCUGAAUUGCUGUGGCCCUCGUUGACUGGGUGGAAGUUUGGAUUUAGGUGGCGAGUAGAAAAAGAAGUAAUUUCAGGAAAAGGUCAAUUUUUCUGUGGAAAUAAAUAUUGUGAUGAAAAAGAAGGCUUAAAGAGCUGGGAAGUUAAUUUUGGUUAUAUUGAGCAUGGUGAAAAGAGAAAUGCACUUGUUAAACUAAGGCUAUGCCAAGAAUGUUCCUUUAAAUUAAAUUUCCAUCACAGGAGGAAAGAAAUCAAGUCAAAAAAAAGAAAGGAUAAAACCAAAAAAUAUUGUCAAGAGUCAUCACAUAAAAAAUCCAGAUUAUCUUCUGCAGAAGAGACCUCCAAGAAGAAGGAUAAAGGACAUUCAUCUUCAGAGAAAAAAGAUCCUGUAAACAGAAACUCUGAUGAGGAAGACAGUGCUUCAGAGUCUGAACUGUGGAAGGGUCCACUACCAGAGACAGAUGAAAAAUCCCAGGAAGAAGAAUUUGAUGAGUAUUUUCAGGAUUUGUUUCUGUGAGAUGGGAGAGAGAAGCUUACAUUCCUUAAUGUGGACGUUCACUUUGAAACAUCAUAAAAAUUCUGACUGCACGUUGCAACUGGAGUGGUUUGUCUUUGGAAAUAAAAAUUCAGCUACUCUCACAA